GCGCUCUCUGCUCCAAUCUUUGCGCGAUGAACAGAGAGAGAAGAAACGAAGGAGGGAGAGGGAGAGGGAGAGAGAAGGGAUCAGAGGGAUUGGUCGAAUAGGCGGUCGGUGAGGGCGGCGAGGAAUCCGGCUCAGAAGGUUUUGGGAAAGGUGGAUUUGCUGUUGAAGAUUUUGCGGAUUUUCAAUAGCUUAUCCAUUUGAUUUGUUUUUGGAGGCAUUGAUAUCUAUCCUCUUGAUUUGUGACUGAAACAGGCGGAUCUAGAAAUAAGUAUUGUGAAAGCAGAAUCGUUCGCUUUGCUCUUAUUUGUUUGUUUUGUUUCUUAGAUUUCUAUAGAGAGGAAGUGAAAUUGGAUUUGUUGUUGACGUAUUCUGGUUGAGGGAUUGGACGAAGGUCUUUGAUUCAGAGGUGUGUAGUCGCUGGAUCUGGUUGGAUCCUGAGACUUAUUUAAUCGAACACCGCGUCUUCGUUUCAUUUUCCUGUGAUCGUCGUAAGCUGCUCGUCCAUGUCAGCAGUGCGAGGCACGGCUUUCAAGCUUCAGAAUGAAUGUGUGGCCGUCCCUCCAAUUGCGACGGUUGGUUGUCGCGGGCGCCGACCGGCGAGAUGCUCGUUUCUGAGGCAGUCUCCCGGUGUUUAUCUGGGAAAGAAAUUGUUAGGAUCGAAGUUGCGCGCUUCCGAGCGGGUUCAGCUUUGGUGGACUGAUGGGCCUGGCCGUUCCCCUGUGCUUAAGGUUGUGUCGGCGACCAUGUCACUGUCUCAGGUGCCGGAGAAGCCGCUCGGUCUCUACGACGCAUCUUUUGAUAAGGAUUCUUGCGGUGUCGGCUUUGUUGCAGAGCUUUCCGGCGAGUACAAGCGGGAAACGGUUGCCGAUGCCUUGGAGAUGUUGGUUAGGAUGGCACACAGGGGAGCAUGCGGUUGUGAGGUUAACACCGGCGACGGGGCUGGCAUCCUUGUGGCUCUUCCGCAUGAUUUUUACAAGGAGGUAGCCAAGCAUCAUGGAUUUGACUUGCCGCCACCUGGCCAAUAUGCGGUUGGCAUGUUUUUCCUGCCUUCAGAUCCCGGUCGACGCGAAGAAGGCAAGACUGUAUUUGCCCAGGCUGCAUUGUCAUUGGGGCAUGAGGUUAUUGGUUGGCGCCAUGUACCCACAGAUAAUUCAGAUUUGGGACAAUCUGCUCUUCAAACAGAACCAGUCAUUGAACAAGUCUUCCUGAAACUUCGUUUGAGAAAAAGUGUGGAUUUUGAACAACAGAUGUACAUAUUAAGAAGGGUUUCUAUGGCAGCCAUUCGAGUUGCUUUAGAUCUCAAACAUGGUGAAGCUAGGGACUUCUACAUAUGCUCCUUAUCUACAAGGACAGUGGUUUAUAAAGGGCAGCUAAAACCAAUUCAGUUGAAAAACUAUUAUUAUGCAGAUCUUGGUGAUGAAAGAUUUACAAGUUACAUGGCCCUGGUUCACUCUCGAUUUUCUACCAAUACCUUUCCCAGUUGGGAUCGGGCUCAACCUAUGCGAGUUUUGGGACAUAAUGGAGAGAUUAAUACACUUAGAGGGAAUGUAAAUUGGAUGAAAGCACGUGAAGGUCUCUUGAAGUGCAAGAAUUUGGGAUUGUCAAAGGAUGAAAUGAAGAAGCUUCUACCUAUUGUGGAUGUUAGCUCAUCAGAUUCAGGUGCUUUUGAUGGUGUCCUUGAGCUUCUAGUGAGAGCUGGAAGAGAUCUUCCAGAAGCUGUCAUGAUGAUGAUACCUGAGGCUUGGCAAAAUGAUAAUAACAUGGACCCAGAAAGGAAGGCACUCUAUGCAUAUUUUUCAGCACUAAUGGAACCAUGGGAUGGACCAGCGCUAGUAUCGUUUACUGAUGGACGCUAUCUCGGAGCAACAUUGGAUCGCAAUGGUUUGAGGCCUGGUCGAUUUUAUAUCACACAUAGUGGAAGAGUAAUCAUGGCAAGUGAAGUUGGUGUCGUUGAUGUUCCUCCAGAAGAUGUUUCUAGGAAAGGAAGACUCAAUCCUGGAAUGAUGUUAUUAGUGGAUUUCGAAAAUCAUAUUGUUGUUGAUGAUGAUGCAUUGAAGAAGCAAUAUUCAUUAGCACGGCCAUUUGGAGACUGGUUGAAGAAACAGAAGAUUACAUUGAAAGACAUUGUUGACUCCGUGCCUGAAGCUGAUAGGGUCAUUCCAGCUGUAUUAGGAACCAUCCCAGUAGAUGGUUUUGAUGACACCAUUGAAAAUAUGGGCAUACAUGGUCUUUUAGCUCCACUAAAAGCCUUUGGGUAUACAGUGGAAUCCUUGGAGAUGUUGCUUCUUCCGAUGGCAAAGGAUGGCACGGAAGCUCUUGGUUCUAUGGGAAAUGAUGCUCCACUGGCUGUGAUGUCAGGCAGGGAGAAGCUUACGUUUGAGUACUUCAAACAGAUGUUUGCACAAGUCACAAACCCUCCUAUUGAUCCCAUCCGUGAAAAAAUUGUUACAUCUAUGGAGUGUAUGAUUGGUCCCGAAGGGGAUUUAACUGAAACUACUGAGGAACAAUGUCAUCGUCUCAUCCUAAAAGGACCUUUUCUCACCAUUGAGGAAAUGGAAGCUAUAAAGAAGAUGAACUUCAGAGGUUGGCGCAGCAAGAUACUUGACGUUACAUAUCCUAAAAAACAUGGUCGGAAAGGCUUGGAGGAGACUCUGAAUAGGAUUUGUUCUGAGGCUCGGAAUGCUAUUUAUGAAGGCUACACAACGCUUGUGCUAUCUGACAGAGGUUUUUCAUUGGAGAAUGUAGCUGUAAGUUCUCUCCUGGCAGUUGGUGCCGUGCAUCAGCAUCUAGUCUCAACUCUUGAGCGCACAAGGGUUGGAUUGGUUGUAGAAUCUGCUGAACCUAGGGAAGUGCAUCACUUCUGUACGCUUGUUGGAUUCGGUGCUGAUGCAAUAUGUCCAUAUCUGGCAAUUGAAGCCAUUUGGCGAUUACAAAUUGAUGGAAAGAUUCCUCCUAAAGGGAAUGGUGAGUUUCAUUCACAAGAGGAACUUGUCCAGAAAUACUUUAAAGCAUGCAAUGACGGUGUGAUGAAAGUGCUUGCUAAGAUGGGCAUAUCUACUCUAGCCUCAUACAAAGGUGCACAAAUAUUUGAAGCUCUUGGGCUUUCUACUGAGGUGAUUGAUAGGUGUUUUAAAGGCACACCAAGCAGGGUUGAGGGAGCUACUUUUGAAAUGCUUGCUGCUGAUGCACUUUGCCUCCAUGAUGUGGCGUUUCCCAAACGGGCCUUACCCCCUGGUAGUUCAGAUGUAGUUGCACUGCCCAAUCCAGGUGAUUAUCAUUGGAGAAAAGGAGGCGAGGUGCACCUGAAUGAUCCUCUUGCUAUUGCAAAGUUGCAAGAAGCGGCUAGGCAAAACAGUGUGUCUGCAUACAAAGAGUAUUCCAAGCGUAUUCAGGAACUUAAUAAGAGCUGCAAUUUACGAGGGUUGCUGAAGUUUAAAGAUGACCAAGUGAAAAUUUCGUUGGAUGAAGUGGAGCCAGCAUCUGAGAUUGUGAAGCGAUUCUGUACAGGGGCUAUGAGUUAUGGUUCAAUAUCUUUAGAAACACAUACUACUCUUGCAAUUGCCAUGAACAAACUUGGUGGAAAAUCAAAUACAGGUGAGGGAGGUGAGCAACCUUCACGGAUGGUUCCGCUUCCAGAUGGUUCAAAGAAUCCGAAGAGGAGUGCUAUCAAACAAGUUGCCAGUGGAAGAUUUGGGGUUUCAAGCUAUUAUCUCACCAAUGCUAAUGAACUUCAAAUAAAGAUGGCUCAGGGGGCCAAACCAGGUGAAGGGGGUGAACUUCCAGGACAUAAAGUUAUUGGUGACAUAGCCAUCACUAGGAAUUCUACUUCUGGGGUAGGGCUUAUCAGCCCCCCACCUCACCAUGAUAUCUAUUCAAUUGAGGAUCUUGCACAAUUAAUUCAUGAUCUUAAGAAUGCAAACCCUGGUGCUCGAAUUAGUGUUAAGCUCGUCUCUGAGGCUGGUGUUGGAGUCAUUGCUAGUGGUGUUGUAAAAGGACAUGCUGACCAUGUUUUGAUAUCCGGGCAUGAUGGUGGUACUGGUGCUUCAAAAUGGACGGGCAUUAAGAGUGCUGGGCUUCCUUGGGAGCUUGGAUUAGCUGAGACACAUCAAACUCUAGUGGCAAACAAUCUUCGUGGUCGAACAGUCCUUCAAACAGAUGGCCAGUUAAAAAAUGGAAGAGAUGUUGCUAUUGCUGCUUUACUCGGUGCUGAAGAAUUUGGUUUCAGUACUGCCCCUCUGAUAACUCUUGGCUGUAUUAUGAUGCGGAAAUGUCAUAAAAACACUUGCCCUGUGGGCAUUGCUACUCAAGAUCCUAUUCUUCGCGCAAAAUUUUCUGGAGAGCCAGAGCAUGUUAUAAAUUUCUUCUUUAUGCUGGCAGAGGAGUUGCGUGAAAUCAUGGCGCAGUUGGGGUUUAGAACUAUAAAUGAAAUGGUCGGUCGGUCAGACAUGUUAGAAAUAGAUCCUGAUGUUGUAAAGAAUAAUGAAAAACUGGAGAACAUUGAUCUUAGUUUAUUGCUCAAACCUGCAGCAGAAAUACGUCCGGAUGCUGCACAGUAUUUUGUCCAAAAUCAGGAUCAUGGUCUUGAAAUGGCUUUAGACAAUGAGCUGAUCUCUUUGUCCAAACCUGCUUUAGAUAAGGCCAUUCCUGUUUACAUUGAAAUGCCAAUUCGCAAUGUAAAUCGUGCUGUUGGAACCAUGCUUAGCCAUGAAGUUACGAAGAAAUAUUUCAUGGAUGGGCUUCCAUCAGAUACAAUCCAUAUUAGAUUAAAUGGAAGUGCUGGUCAGAGCCUUGGUGCUUUCCUUUGCCCUGGAAUUACUCUUGAACUUGAAGGAGAUAGCAAUGAUUAUGUUGGAAAGGGGUUAUCAGGUGGAAAGAUUAUUGUUUACCCUCCAAAUCAGAGUAAAUUUGAUCCAAAGGAAAACAUUGUCAUAGGGAAUGUUGCUUUGUAUGGUGCAACCAAAGGUGAAGCUUAUUUUAGUGGAAUGGCUGCGGAGAGAUUCUGUGUCCGUAAUUCUGGUGCCACGGCAGUAGUAGAAGGUGUAGGAGAUCACGGAUGUGAAUACAUGACUGGUGGUGUAGUUGUUGUGCUUGGGAAAACUGGGAGGAAUUUUGCUGCUGGCAUGAGUGGUGGUGUUGCUUAUGUUUAUGAUGUGGAUGGGAAAUUCCAUAACCUGUGUAAUUUAGAGCUUGUAGAUCUUGAGAAGAUUGAAGAAGAAGAGGACAUUAUGACAUUGAAAAUGAUGAUACAGCAGCAUCAGCGUCACACUAGCAGUCAACUAGCAAGGGAAAUCCUCUCUAAUUUUAAUUAUCUUCUCCCUAAAUUUGUCAAGGUCUUCCCACGUGAUUAUAAGAGGAUGCUUCAGAAAUUGAAGGUUGAAAAAGCUGCCAAAGAAGCACAGCAGCAAGAGGAAAGUGAACUGAUGAAGAAGGAUGCAUUUGAAGAGCUCAAGAAGUUAGCAACUGCAACAAGGAAUGUCAACGGAGAUCUGAAAUUGGACUCAAAGGCAAGAAAGAGGCCAACUCAAGUUGCUGACGCUGUCAAGCAUCGAGGUUUUAUCACGUAUGAGCGGGAGGGGAUAGCUUAUCGAGAUCCUAAUGAGCGGAUUAAUGAUUGGAAGGAAGUUGCUGUGGAAUCAAAACCUGGUCCUUUGUUGAAAACACAAUCAGCUCGCUGUAUGGACUGUGGUACCCCAUUCUGCCAUCAGGAGAACUCUGGUUGUCCUCUUGGAAAUAAGAUUCCUGAGUUCAAUGAAUUGGUCCAUCAGAAUAGAUGGCGUGAGGCAUUGGAUCGGCUUCUUGAAACAAAUAAUUUCCCAGAAUUUACCGGCCGUGUCUGUCCAGCUCCCUGUGAGGGAUCAUGCGUUCUUGGCAUCAUUGAGAACCCCGUAUCGAUUAAAAGCAUAGAGUGCUCCAUUAUAGACAAAGCCUUUGAAAAUGGAUGGAUGGUACCACGUCCUCCACUCAAGAGAACUGGGAAAAUGGUUUCCAUUGUUGGUAGUGGACCAGCAGGAUUAGCCGCAGCUGAUCAACUUAACAAAAUGGGUCAUUGGGUUACAGUAUAUGAACGUUCGGAUCGCAUAGGGGGUUUGAUGAUGUAUGGAGUUCCAAACAUGAAAGCAGAUAAGAUUGAUAUUGUUCAGAGACGCGUUGAUCUUAUGACAAAGGAAGGUGUCAAGUUUGUUGUGAAUGCAAACGUUGGAACGGAUCCAUUGUACUCACUUGAUGGAAUACGUGCUGAUAGUGAUGCUAUUAUUUUGGCAUGCGGAGCUACAAAGCCAAGAGAUCUGGAAGUUCCUGGGAGGGAACUCUCAGGGGUUCAUUUUGCCAUGGAAUUCCUCCAUUCAAAUACAAAAAGCUUGCUUGAUAGCAAUUUACAGGAUGGGAAUUACAUCUCUGCCAAGGGAAAGAAGGUGGUGGUGAUAGGUGGUGGAGACACUGGCACAGAUUGCAUCGGCACAUCUAUUCGACAUGGUUGCACAAACAUCAUAAAUCUCGAGCUGCUUUCUGAGCCACCUAGAACAAGAGCACCAAGCAACCCAUGGCCUCAGUGGCCUCGCAUAUUCCGCGUGGACUAUGGCCACCAGGAAGCAACAACUAAGUUUGGGAAGGACCCAAGGUCUUAUGAAGUCAUGACUAAGCGUUUCAUUGGAGACGAAAAUGGGGCUGUUAAAGCUCUUGAAAUGGUGAGAGUUCGCUGGGUGAAGGAUACUAGUGGGAGGCUCCGACCCGAAGAAAUUGGAGGUUCUGAGCAAAUUAUCGAAGCCGAUCUAGUUCUCUUAGAUUUCCUUGGCCCGGAACCAACAAUUGCAAAGAAGUUGGGUUUGGAAUUGGACGGUCGUUCCAACUUCCAGGCGGAAUAUGGUCGCUUCUCAACGUCUGUUAAAGGCGUCUUUGCCGCCGGAGAUUGCCGCCGAGGACAGUCGCUCGUGGUCUGGGCGAUAAGUGAGGGGAGGCAAGCAGCUUCCCAGGUGGAUAAGUAUUUGAUGAGAGAAGAAGAAGAUGACAUCAAUGGUGCAUCUGAUGGAAAUCACAAGUACUAUUUGGACAAUAUUGAUGGAAGACAGAAAGUAACUGCUUAAAGGUGGACCUGAGAGAGUCGUUUAUCAGACUACUGCGCAAAUGAAGUAAUGAUGUGAAGAUGCAAUUGUAAAUUCAUCAGCAGCUUGGGUUUGGAGAAUUGUAUGCGUGUGUUUUUUAUUUUUUAUUUCUUAUAGGAAAGCGUUUAUGCUGUUUGUUGUUUUAUUUCCAUUUGAUGAUUUUAAGUCAGCCAUGCAUUUGGCCUGAAUAAUGUAUAGUCCUUGAUAUUUCACAUUGUAAGACUAGUUUUUAAUGAUUAUAAAGUUUGAUGGAGAUUAAUUGGAAUUUAAAA
Molecule: messenger RNA, 7369 nt
Organism: Dendrobium catenatum
Lineage: Eukaryota; Viridiplantae; Streptophyta; Magnoliopsida; Asparagales; Orchidaceae
Product: glutamate synthase 1 [NADH], chloroplastic
Molecular function (GO): iron-sulfur cluster binding; FMN binding; flavin adenine dinucleotide binding
Source: RefSeq, a predicted model, not a curated record